AUGUCAAAAAAUCAGCAUUCUCACGUCGUCGAAGAGUCUCUCCAAGAGAUCCAUGAGACUAAAAAUGAGGUCAUGAACAUCGAGGAGAAAUCCAAAAAUGAAUCUGGAUUGACUCAAAGGCAGUCCUCUAAAAAUGAAGAAGAAGUUGAUGAAAAAGAAAUUGAAGAAGUUGAUGAGGAUGAAGUGGAUGAAGAAGAAGAAGAAGUCUAUUUUCUGGUUAUGUAUCUGAGGCUAGAUUCAUCUUCCUUUCGCAAAGAUGUUGAAUGUCCUAUCUGUCUUGGCAUCAUUCAAAACACAGUUACUGCAAUGAAAUGUUUGCAUCGCUUUUGCAGAGAGUGCAUACACAAGAGCAUUCGACUUGGUAAGAAAGAAUGUCCUACUUGUCGUGUACAUUGUCCUAGCAAAAGAUCUAUGAGAGAUGAUCCAUCCUUUGAUGCUAUCAUUGAAGUUCUAUAUCCAAAUAUUGACAAGUCAGAGAAAGAGGUAAGAUAUACAUAUUGA
Messenger RNA from Vicia villosa (hairy vetch), 501 nucleotides. RefSeq names its product putative E3 ubiquitin-protein ligase RING1a. The coding region runs from base 1 to 501 and encodes 166 amino acids. Lineage: Eukaryota; Viridiplantae; Streptophyta; Magnoliopsida; Fabales; Fabaceae. The record is from RefSeq and is a predicted model, not a curated record. The transcript has 6 exons.